Leishmania braziliensis MHOM/BR/75/M2904 is the source of this 1194-nucleotide messenger RNA. RefSeq lists its product as hypothetical. Lineage: Eukaryota; Euglenozoa; Kinetoplastea; Trypanosomatida; Trypanosomatidae. The record is from RefSeq and is a predicted model, not a curated record. Bases 1 to 1194 code for a protein of 397 amino acids. The transcript has a single exon.
AUGCUGAAGAAAGUUUUGAAAAUAAAAGGCGUUGAGGGUCGCACGGCACUCGUCGAGUUUGCUGUCAACAAACGUGUCAAGUACCUCGAGUACUUGAAGGAGCUCCACAGCGAAGAGGGGUCGCUGUGGAUGAAUACAGUGCACCUCGAUUUGUAUGAGAUAGGCAAGUACUUUAACGUUGCGGACGCCUGCCUUCCUGCUGAUCGUGGUGGUGUCAGCAAGGCGGGGCUCAUUCGGCUGCCUGCAGAGAAGCCAGUGGCGGUCGCGGCAAGUACUACAGGGGCGCGGCCGUCUCUGAGCAGCAACGCCUCGGCCGAUCCAAACGUGGCAGAGGCGGACUUCAUUACCGUUUCCAUCGCUAACGCCCCGGCGGCGAUUCAACAGCGCAGUAGCUCGGCGGAAGACUGGGCGCGCUACUACCUUCCUUGCUACGUGGCGCUUGCCAUUUCGCUCUCUGAGAUUCUCCUCGUCCCUAUUGGCGGGGAGGAGUUUGUGGAGUGCUUUUACGGGCUGCUGCUGGAGCUCGAGGUCGCCUAUGCAAGCGGCGCGGCUUCCAAGGCGCUGGCGCAGCGCAACCUCCGGCAGUUCCGCCAGCACGUGUCGCGAGGCCUCAAGUCACUCUUGCAGACUUCAACAGACGCAGAGGCGCGAGAUGGGGUGCCGACACUCCCGGUGACGACCACAUCUUCCGACCUCGACGCGCAAGUCAAAUAUAUUUUUCUGAACCAGCGGCACCUCGAGUACACGGCAGCGUCUCCCUCGUACGACGCUGUCAUUCCUGCACUUUGCUCCGUUCUGAUGUUUGCCUACCGAAAACUCUGCGACUAUGAGCUAAUGCGAGAGGAGGAGUGCGUGCGACGCAUCCUCUCCAUCGACAAGCGACUGGAGCGGCUGUUCUUCGCCCACGUGAGUCACGAGGUGGAUAAAAUUGCAAAUCACAAGCUCCUGCGCGAGGCUUACCUUCUCUCCACUGGGGCCCUGUUUGCGGACCUCCUCGCUGAAUCCGCACAUCGUGGCGCCAGCAGUGAUGCUGCCAUCGGUGGCGGAGCGGACUUCGUCACCGACUUGCUCAUGCAGCACCAGGAGCAUCGGGGCUCGUCGAGUCUGAAAGCGACUGGCAAGAAAGGGUUCGAUUCCUCCUCCGACGAGGAGGACGAUGGGACUGUUUGGUUUGGCCCGGGAGUAGACCAGUGA